AUGAGGAUCAAAGGCAAUGCCAUAAAGAAUGUGGCCUUGUCGACAAUUCUGUGGUCACGUGCUGUUUAUGGCGUUUACAUCUCAGUUUUUAGCUUCAACACACUUCUGCAAUACUCCGAAAACUCUUCUGACGUCAUUUCCGGGAAUCCGUCCUCGGCAACUCUAGUUGUCCUGGUGACCUGGGCUUUCUACAUCACAGACACUCUCGCCAUCUUUGUAGUCGGUACAAUUUUCAACGUAAUGAACAUGUCUAUGCUAAUUCACCACCUGAUCAUUUUCUUUUGCUCAUCUCUCAUGCUGCUCCAUGACAAGGGACACUACUUCAUGGCGGUAUUUCUCGCUGUUGAGGUAAUCCUUCCGUUUCUUGCGAUCGCCUUCACUAUUCAGAAAUCCAAGGUUGCCUCCACUUCGUUUGGGCGUGUUUUUGAGUUCAUGUUCCUCCAUGGAAUGCAUAUGAGGCACGGGCUCGAGAUUCACCUUUGGUACAUGACGUUCAAGUACAGAGACAGAGUGAUCGCCGAGUGGCCCGUGGAUCUGCUGGUCUCUUGGAUUAUUCUGUUAGCGAUUAUGACAUUUUACCUCGGUCCCUUGUGGAUGUUUGGAUUUGGAAAACGCUUUUACUCUGACAUCAAGAGAGUAAACGCCAGGAAAACGGAUUAA
Messenger RNA from Aplysia californica (California sea hare), 660 nucleotides. RefSeq lists its product as uncharacterized. Gene Ontology annotation, biological process: lipid homeostasis. The coding region runs from base 1 to 660 and encodes 219 amino acids. Gene Ontology annotation, cellular component: membrane; endoplasmic reticulum. NCBI's taxonomy places the organism in Eukaryota, Metazoa, Mollusca, Gastropoda, Aplysiida, Aplysiidae. The transcript has a single exon. The record is from RefSeq and is a predicted model, not a curated record.